AUGGUUUCUUGUGUGUGGAGAGGCGCGUGCAGCGUUGUGCUCGCCAUACGGCAGUGCUUCGGGCUAGAAGACGUCAACAGGCAGGAGGAAGACAGGCUGGCCGUGAUGGAUGUGCUGCUGCACAAGGCUCUCAGUCCAAGUAGCAGCACUCCGAGCCCGCCUCGCGGGAAUGCUGAACUACACCACCAGAGACGAACAAAGGAAGGCUCACGGCCCGCCAGCGCAAGCAUGCUGCAGAAGGCUCUUGUCAAGCUGGUGCCCAAGGCCAAGCCUCCGCCCCCAAGCACCAUGGAGACACCGGAAGGCUCGUACUUCGCGCUUCCAGCGGCUGACUCCGGGGUUCUCGCCCCCCCGGGCGGUAUUCUGCGGCGCAACCCUGGGCUGGAGAACGCGGUUCCGCAGGCGGGCACGAGCGCGCGGCCGCCCGCGAGCAAGACGCCCGUGCGCAAGCAACUAGAGGAGGCGCUGCGGCACUACGCGCGGCUGCAGCAGGAGCUGGUGCUGGAGCAGGGGGCGAGGACCAAGCAGGGCGAACAGGUGCGGGUGCUGACCCGCGAAAACGAGGAGCUGCGCCUGAAGGUGACUACUUUGGAGGGAACGAUCACCGGUCUGCACGCGGGAUACCAGAGCAAGUUGCUCCUCCUCGAGAACGCGUUGCAAGAGUCGGAGAGCAAGAGAAAAGAGGGUGUCAGUCAGCUGUCAGAGGAGAGCGGCCUUCUGCCUGGAAUUUUGACGGCACAGAGCGAGGCCCCGGGCGGUGACGCGCCAUUCCGCGCCCCGGCAUCCGACGGCCCCGCGGCAAGCGACGACGCGCGCGCUCUGGAAGAGGCCCGCGCCAGGAUCCAACAACUAGAGAAGGAGCUCCACGACUCGCUGCAGAUGGCGCUGCUCCCCCCCACGGCCCCCUUCCCCGCAUGCGCGUGCCGCGUGGACCGGCUGGCGGAGGAGGAGGCGCGCUGCCUGGAGUCGGCCGCGCUCGCGCGCAUCACCGCGGGGGAGUACGUGGACACGCGCUUCAUCAAGAACAUGACCGAGCGCGAGCAGGAGAUCCUCCUCGUCGAGGCCAUCAAGCAGGGACUUGUUCUGACGAAGCGGCUGGCAAACAGAGGGAUCAAGGAAGAAGCCGCAGCGAGUUGGUCGCUUUCGUGGAAUCGGCUUCUGUGCUCCGUAAGCAUGGGAUUAGGGGACCCAGGUUACGUUGAGAGCGGGACCCCAGCAGUCGAUGAUGGGUCUCCAGCUUGGUCGCACUUUGUACUCUGUCCUGCCGAUGUGAACGCCCGUGGGCGUGCUUUGCAGGAGCGGAUGGCGACCGUGGUGCACAUGAAGGACAAGUUCUUCGCAAGCGAGGCCAAGCGCAAGCGCGCCGAGGAGACGGUGGAGCAGUACAAGCGCCGCCUGCACGACCUCGAACAGCAGCUGCACGCGCGCACGGCGCCCGCCGCUGCGCAACAGUGA
Molecule: messenger RNA, 1455 nt
Organism: Klebsormidium nitens
Lineage: Eukaryota; Viridiplantae; Streptophyta; Klebsormidiophyceae; Klebsormidiales; Klebsormidiaceae
Source: the annotation of a GenBank genome assembly